Messenger RNA from Sinocyclocheilus grahami, 3927 nucleotides. It is a transcript of the gene spred1, whose product is annotated as sprouty related EVH1 domain containing 1. The coding region runs from base 903 to 2273 and encodes 456 amino acids. Gene Ontology annotation, biological process: multicellular organism development; negative regulation of MAPK cascade. The transcript is spliced from 6 exons. The record is from RefSeq and is a predicted model, not a curated record. Gene Ontology annotation, cellular component: membrane. Gene Ontology annotation, molecular function: protein kinase binding. Lineage: Eukaryota; Metazoa; Chordata; Actinopteri; Cypriniformes; Cyprinidae.
GACUCAGAAUGAUAAGUGAAAUUCAGAAGAAGAAGAAAACAAUUAAACACGCCACGUGGGGCAUAGUUCUACAGCAUAUGAUCUGAGAUGUUUUUCAUUGUGGUCUGCAUUGCUAAAUCAUCUGAAAUCAAACCCGUGGAUCCGGAUGCUUGUGGUCUCUAUUAAAAGGCAAGUGGCUUUUAUCGUAUAUGAACGUGGACGUUUUCCCGAACUCUCGCGUGUCAGGUGAACGGAUGAGGUCAGAGCUCACGGUCCAGAGCCGCGUCAGAGCCGCGUCAGAGGCGGAUGAGGAUGAAGCCCGGCUGGAAUGAGCGGCGGAGGGAUCUGUGUUCGUGCGCUCAGGCCAUCCGCUCUUCCGCACAGUUUCCCGAUGUGAUUCGUCUGCGCUGAAAAUGGAGUUCGCGUAAAGCAGAUCCCACAAACUUCCCGGGAAGAAUUCCCAUCGCUCGGCACGUUCUUCUCGCGCAUUCUGUCCCAGUCUUAGCCUCUGGUUCACCUCCGGCCGAGCAGCGGACAGCAGCGGACAGCAGCGGGCUCCUCGUCCGAUCUCUGACAUUCUGCCGAGUGGAGCUGUCGCCUGAUCGGCGCGUGUGGGUUUUCCAAACUCGCUUUCGCCGGGAUUUAGGGAUUUUUGUGGGAUCAGGAUGAGGAAUGCGCGGAUGGGUUCCCCGCUGGAUGUGAUGUAUGGCUCAGACGGCUCGAAGUGCCGCUUUCACUGCUUUCACGCUCCCUUCCCGUUCUGAGUCCAGUGCUGCAUGCUCGCCUGCAGAGCGCCUCGCUUUCUGUCAGUGAUGGCCUUUCGUGGUGUUUCCACCGAGGACAUGGAGAUAUUUGCGCUUUAUUUCCCCGCAGUGAGUGCCAGCUCGAUCAUAUUUCCAGGAUUUGGAUCCCCGUGAGAAAACAUGAGCGAAGAAUCAAAUCCAAACAGCGAGGAGAGUUACGCUCGUGUGAGAGCGGUGGUCAUGGGUCGUGAUGACUCCAGCGGCGGAUGGCUUCCUCUGGGCUCCGGUGGACCCAGCUGCGUCACUGUGCACAAGGUCAGCCGGACCGAGGCCGACGGCUCCAGCGGAGCGGAUUUCCUCAUCCACGGAGAGCGGCUCAGAGACAAAACGGUGCUGCUGGACUGCGUCAUCAGGAGGGAUCUGGUGUAUAAUAAGGUCAAUCCCAUCUUCCACCACUGGAGGAUCGGCAGCAUGAAGUUGGGCCUGACCUUCCAGAGCCCAGCGGACGCCAGGGCCUUCGACCGCGGGAUCCGGCGAGCUCUGGAGGACAUCACACAAGCCGUGAUCAGGCCCAAUCACACGCCUGUUGCUAGGCAGCAGGAGAGUUGCGGCGAGCGUGUCUCCAUGGUGAUGCAGAGCCACAGUCAGUCACGUGUGUUUCUGUCAGAGCAGCAGGUGAGCGACUCUCUGCUUCUGUGUUACAGUAAAGCUGCUGUCCGCCGCAGGGCAUGCUGGGAGUUCAUGGAGCUGAUCUGUGAGACCAUGUCUGUCGGUACACCGGUGAGAGACGUCUUCUGUUCUCAUGGUGUCGUGUCCACUGAACCUUUCCGCAGCUCUUACGUACGAGCUCAGCCCUUCGACAAGGCUCUUACUGCCAGCCAGCGGUUCCUGCCUCCACAGGUUUCCUUCAACACCAGGCGUCACGUGAGCUUUCACAUGGAUGACGAGGAGAUUGUCCGCAUCAACCCGCGGAAGGACGUUCUCAUCCGAGGCUAUGAGGACUACCGGCACCCGGUGUUGUGGAAGCAGGACCCAGAGCGCGAGGAGCCCGACGCCUCCGCCGCCUUCUCCAAGCUGGAUGGCAAGAAGUGCGAGUACCUGUACGGCGAGGGCCCGGAGCAGCACAUCGGCGGCAAGGACUCCGUCAAGACACAGCAGCCGGUCCUCGGCAAGUGCAAGGCAUCCCGCAGGCGGCGAGAGGACGGCGAGCGCUCGCGCUGCAUCUACUGCCGCGAGAUGUUCAACCAUGAGGACAACCGGCGGGGUCAGUGCCCCGAUGCGCCCGACCCCAUCAAGCAGUGCAUCUACAAGGUGAGCUGCAUGCUGUGUGCCGAGAGCAUGCUGUACCACUGCAUGUCCGACUCGGAGGGAGACUUCUCGGACCCAUGCUCCUGCGACAUCAGCGAGGAGCAUUUUUGUGUGCGCUGGCUGGCGCUGCUGGGUCUGUCUUUGCUGGCGCCCUGCAUGUGCUGCUACCCGCCGCUGCGCGCCUGCCACCGCUGCGGAGAGGCCUGUCGCUGCUGUGGAGGAAAGCACAAGGCUGCGGGCUGAGCGCUGUUUUCAUUGGCCCGAGACGGGCGAAGCGUCACUCACCGCUUGACUGGAGCUUGUGGAGAGAGCGGCCGAGCGCAAACGUUGAUGGAGCUGAGCGGAGGAGCUCCUGACGUGAGGAGGAACGUCCUCGCCGCUCCGACAUGAUGAGGAAGCGCACUCCUGGAGCAACAUGUCGCGUGUAACUAUGUGAAGAAAUAAUAAUACUAUCGUGUCUUGUACAGAGAUCUAACACAUGUACGCUGAAGGGAUUUCCGCUCUUGGCUUUUUCGUGCAGUUAUUAACCGUGGCCUUUUCUUUUUGACGCUAUCAGUACUAGACGGAGAAAUGCACUAAGGUACAGACUCUUGUGCUCUUGUUUUGCUCCUGCAUUGUGUUCGGGACGCACGUUUCCUAAAGCGCUGAUGCUUUCAAUCCAGCGGGCACUUAUUAUAAUCCCAGAAGCUCCUUUCUGACUUUAACCGCAGACGGUUUAAAACGCUGAACAACAUCCAACACGCAGGACAUUAUUCUCAAGGUGGAAUAUAAGUGUUUAUUUUACAUGCAUGUUUAAAGCUGUUUAUGUUGAUGCCGAAUCUUGUUUUGACUAAUAAUCAGAUGUUUUGUGCAAAGAUGAUCUGUCAGUGUUGUGGGAAAGAAAGGCGGUUUACUUUCUAUGCAAGUAUUUCCACGAGAUGCUCGGACCUCCGGCUGUACAUAUCAACACUAUUCCCACAGUGACGGUACGUAUCGUGGUUUGAUUUCACAGCAUUAUGUACAUAAGUCACAUUUGAAUAUUGUUUCACAUUGAAAAGUAGUGGAGACGACGGAAAUGACUUCUGAGGUUUUAAUGGAGAUUCUCUCUAGUUUUGUAUUGCCGAACGAUGACAGUAAAUGGUGCGCGGAACAAGCGUUUUUGAAGCUCGUCUUAUGAAGCUGCUAGAAACAAUCACUAACCGCAUCGCAAGAUUUAAUCGGAUGACUGUUAAUCGCGAUCUAGUUCUCCAGUAUGGUUUAACCCUCGCCGCGCUUUUGUGUUGCUUCUUCUGGUGAAUCGUUGGCGUCUGUGGAGAACCGGCUGGAGGCGAAUCUGGAUUUCUACGGUUCCUCGCAGAUUAUGCAACGCUUUCGCGUGUAACAUUGCGUUCAUGUGACUACCAGUUUAAUCAGGUGCUGCUACUGUUUUAUUUUUUUAUUCGUGUUCUUCUCUAUUCAUGGAAAUAUGACUCUGGAAUGCAUAACAUAGUGUGCGCAUUUUCUCGGUUAUGAAUUGCCCGUGUAAAGGCGUCCUGUAGUCGUGUGCUCGUGUUCUUGAUUAUGCAGUAUAGCAGUGGUUUCUGAGCCUGUGAACUCGUUUAGUUUUAGUGCCAUCGGCUUCAUUCUCCUCCAUCUGAUAAAGUGCCUCACAUCCGCCGUAGACUCGCCCGUAACGCUCACGAUCUGCUUCUGUCGCUUUAUAUCUAUGUCUAGCUAUUUCUAUCAUGGUUUGAAAAUACUAAAUAUAUGAUGUAAUAUUUAUAGUUCAGUAACUCAUGUCAUAGAUGUAUUUUCUGUAUACAGAUGUAGCUUGUUACUUUCAUAAAUAUACAAUGUAAAUAUGCAUACAGAUGUUUGUAACUGUUUUUAUGUUACACCAUACACUUAUUACAUCAAUUAACAUUACCAUCAAAAAUAA